UCCCACCAAAACUGCCCGUUACAACAGCCCAUCUUCUGCUUCCAAUUCUCAGUUUCACACCGCGACACACGCACACUUUUUUCCAGUCGUACUACUCACACUUUCGCCAUGCUUGAAGCACGUUUAGAACAGGCUAAUCUUCUCAAGAAGGUGGUCGAUGCCAUCAAGGACUUGGUCCAGGACUGCAACUUCGACUGCAAUGACUCUGGCAUCGCCCUCCAGGCCAUGGACAACUCCCACGUUGCCCUCGUGUCCAUGAUGCUUAAGUCGGAAAGCUUCUCACCCUUUCGAUGUGACCGAAAUAUCGCCCUCGGCAUCAACCUCACCUCGCUCACUAAAGUCCUGCGAGCCGCACAAAACGAGGAUAUCCUGACGCUGAAGGCGGAGGACGCGCCAGAUGUCGUGAAUCUCGUGUUUGAGAGCGCUGAGAGCGACAGAAUCAGCGAAUAUGACAUCAAGCUCAUGGACAUCGACCAGGAGCAUCUGGGGAUUCCCGAGACGGAGUACGCUGCGACCAUCUCGAUGCCUUCGGCUGAGUUCCAGCGUAUCUGCAGAGACUUGAUGGCCCUCUCGGAAUCUGUUUCGAUCGAAUGUAGCAAGGAAGGCGUGAAGUUUGCCUGCCAGGGCGACAUUGGGUCUGGAUCAGUCACGCUACGAAGUCACACCAAUGUCGACAAGCCAGAGAUGAACGUCGAGAUCGACCUGACAGAGCCUGUCUCCCUGACCUUCUCGCUCAAGUACCUAGUCGGCUUCUGCAAGGCCAGCAGCCUUUCUGGUCAGGUCAAACUGUGCCUCUCCAACGAGGUGCCCCUGCUUGUGGAGUACGCGCUGGCUAACAACAGCUACCUGAGAUUCUACCUCGCGCCAAAGAUUGGUGACGAGGAGUAAUUCCCCCACGAGCGGGCAGAAAAUAUGCUCGGAGAGCUUCGGCCACGCGAAGAACACGAUCGGCGGUGCAUUGGGCGCGUCAUUCGGCGGGAUGUCUAGAUUUUGUGAUAAUGCAGUUCCUUUUAGUGUAUGGGAUCACCUAUCGGCAUGCAGCAUGGGUUGGUUGCUGGGGCUGCUGGGCGUAGGUUUUCGGGGAGUGGAUCGGCCUUUGCUGCCCCGCCAAACGUCACCUGGACGUUAGUUUUCAGAUAGGUAAUCGGAAAAAAUGAUUCACACUUACACACCCCUCUCCCUUGCUCGUGUGAGGCAACUUUCAACGCGCAUUUUUCCUUGAAGUUAC
Mytilinidion resinicola is the source of this 1228-nucleotide messenger RNA. Its product is annotated as proliferating cell nuclear antigen. The transcript is spliced from 5 exons. The record is from RefSeq and is a predicted model, not a curated record. Lineage: Eukaryota; Fungi; Ascomycota; Dothideomycetes; Mytilinidiales; Mytilinidiaceae. Gene Ontology annotation, biological process: translesion synthesis; regulation of DNA replication; mismatch repair. Gene Ontology annotation, molecular function: DNA binding; DNA polymerase processivity factor activity. Gene Ontology annotation, cellular component: PCNA complex. Bases 109 to 888 code for a protein of 259 amino acids.